This is a messenger RNA of Anopheles maculipalpis, 779 nucleotides long. RefSeq lists its product as uncharacterized. The record is from RefSeq and is a predicted model, not a curated record. The transcript is spliced from 4 exons. Gene Ontology annotation, biological process: removal of superoxide radicals. Bases 156 to 779 code for a protein of 207 amino acids. Gene Ontology annotation, molecular function: copper ion binding; superoxide dismutase activity. NCBI's taxonomy places the organism in Eukaryota, Metazoa, Arthropoda, Insecta, Diptera, Culicidae.
GGGACCUAGCGUUGCAUCCAUUCGUUGACGAGACUCGAAGGUGUUCAGUUGAAGUACUUCAGGAGCCAUUCGUUCCAUUCGUGCAGUAUUUAAGUUUUGUUUAAGUAACUUAUUACCGAUUUGCUAGUGAUUUGCUAGUGGCCUGCAGAGUCAACAUGAAGGUGCUAAUUGCUCUAUCGACCGUGCUGUGCGUGGUGCUGGCGAAGGACCAGCCAAGGAAAGCUAUUGUUUUCCUGCAAGGAACGUCCGGUGUCAGCGGUAAUGUGACCAUCUCGCAAUCCUCGUGCACCGAGCCAGUGUUCAUCGAGAUCAAUGUCGGCGGUCUCACUCCUGGCAAGCACGGGUUCCACAUCCAUGAGAAGGGAGACCUGACGGACGGUUGUGCCAGCACCGGAGGACACUACAACCCGGAUAAGGUCAGCCAUGGUGCCCCGAACGAUCAGGUGCGUCACGUCGGUGAUCUGGGCAAUAUUGUGGCCGAUGAAAACGGUAUCGCCAAGACCUCGUACUCGGAUACUGUGGUGUCGCUGUAUGGAGCCCGCAGCGUUCUCGGCCGUGCGAUCGUCAUCCAUGCCGAGGUGGACGAUCUCGGAAAGACCAACCAUCCGGACUCGCUGAAAACAGGAAAUGCUGGUGGUCGCGUUGCCUGCGGCGUAAUUGGAAUUCUCGAGCCUUUCGAUGAACCGGAUCAGGAAUGCAGCAGUGGACAGCAGGGGCUUUUGCCGGCCACCGUUACCAUAACGAUUUCGCUCCUUGUGGCCCGACUGAUGGUCCUAUAA